AUUUUCAUUCUUCACCGCACAGUCGGUUCAACACGAUUUCAACGCAUUCGGUUAAUUUUUGAGAGGAAGACAAACCUCCUUCUUGUUGUCAUGUUGUGGGGUGUCUUCCUGCACUUUCUCUCGGUGUUUAUCCCGUUCGUGUGCAUCAGUUUUCUCAUUUAUUUAUUGUUAUCGCAUUUUAAAAGCGGAGCCUGGCGAAAACAAGCCGAUAAAUGGCAGCAUUUGUUAGUUGUAACAGCUCAUCCGGAUGAUGAAUGCAUGUUUUUCUCCCCUUCUAUUUUUGAUUUCAUUCGAAGACAGAAGCAUGUUUCGGUUUUAUGCUUAUCUGACGGUACUUACAUGCAGUUGGCAGAUACAAGAAAAAAGGAACUUUAUGACAGCUGCAGAAUUCUAGGAAUACAAGAAAAUAAUGUACAGUUAGUUGGUGACAGUUGUUUUCCAGAUGAUCCUUCUCGGAUCUGGAAUGAAGAGCUUGUUGCACGGAUCAUUCUCAAACAUUUGCUCAUAAUAAAACCUGAUGUGGUCUUGACCUUUGAUCAGUAUGGCAUCAGUGGACACAACAACCACUGUUCAAUAUACUAUGGCUGUAGGAAACUGCUUCAAGAUGGAAGAGCUCCGUCAGGUAUUAAUUUUUACAGCCUAGAAACUACAAAUAUUCUACGAAAGUAUGUGUCAUUCCUGGACAUUCCUCUCUCUACAGUGUUGACAUCAAAAUGCUAUAUAUCUACCAUUAGUGCUGCCAUCAGAGCUGUUCGUGCCAUGUGUGCACACUCGACACAAAUCACCUGGUAUCGCAUUGCCUAUCUCAUGUUCUCACGAUAUAUGCUCAUCAAUACUCUGGUAGAUGUCUUACCUGGUAUCAACAUGCCCAGAUGAUUGAACCCCAACAAGCAGCAGCAGCAACGGCACCACCACCAUUCCAACUACAGAGGCUGUCACCUACACCUAUCAGGCAUUUCUUCAACAAAUGUUUCAAAUGGAUAAUCUUUAAGCCAUGUUUUGAUCUCUCUGUCUGUCUCUCUCUCUCUCUCUCUCUCUCUCUCUCUCUCUCUAUCAUAAAAGGACCAGAUCACACACAUCAACAUUCU
Molecule: messenger RNA, 1088 nt
Organism: Octopus sinensis (East Asian common octopus)
Lineage: Eukaryota; Metazoa; Mollusca; Cephalopoda; Octopoda; Octopodidae
Product: N-acetylglucosaminyl-phosphatidylinositol de-N-acetylase
Exons: 7
Coding region: 91-876 (261 amino acids)
Biological process (GO): GPI anchor biosynthetic process
Cellular component (GO): endoplasmic reticulum
Molecular function (GO): N-acetylglucosaminylphosphatidylinositol deacetylase activity
Source: RefSeq, a predicted model, not a curated record